AUGCGCCCUAACCAGACGGUAUCUGAGCUGUCAAGAGCAAGAAAGUACCCAGGGUACUCAGGAUGUCAAUACACAUGCGGGGGCUUAGGCUGCGGAUGCGCUCUACCUUCCCCUUCAUGCACCUUUUACAAGGUUGCCCAUGUACCCAUUUCGAAGCAAGUAUUUGAAAUAAUAGAAUGCAGAGACUGGGUACCUAGCGUGCAGGUUGAGUUGGAAACAACUCUGUUCGGAAAGACCCAAAAAGGAAGUCUUUUCUUAGAGCCGUACCUCACUUCAAAGUUCUACACUUUCAACGUCACAGCUGUGUCAGUGCAGAAACCAACGUUAUCUUUGCUUGGUAAGAGGUUCGCUAUAUCACAAAAUAGAUCCAUGAUCUUACCGGACCAGUUCGUGGUACCGGUCGAAUGUGCAACCCUCGAAGAGACAACAAUGAAUUUCCAGAAUUGCGUCAAUAAGAUUAUCGUGACUUACAAUCCUAGAUUUCUUAUGGAAACCGUCAACUUUGUCGACGAUGAGAAAUGCAAAGUGGAGCUAAGUUCGUUGACAGGAUGCUAUAACUGCAUUCAAGGAGCACAAAUCACUGCUCUCUGUGAAACGAAAAAUCCCACGGAAGUUGCCGUGCACUGCGCGCAAAACACAUUCGUCAUAGAAUGUGGUCCAACAAAUCCGCAAAAGCGUAGUUAA
Ostertagia ostertagi is the source of this 684-nucleotide messenger RNA. NCBI's taxonomy places the organism in Eukaryota, Metazoa, Nematoda, Chromadorea, Rhabditida, Trichostrongylidae. The record is from the annotation of a GenBank genome assembly.